Messenger RNA from Nerophis lumbriciformis (worm pipefish), 2949 nucleotides. It is a transcript of the gene tmem120aa, whose product is annotated as transmembrane protein 120Aa. The record is from RefSeq and is a predicted model, not a curated record. Gene Ontology annotation, biological process: fat cell differentiation. Gene Ontology annotation, cellular component: membrane. Lineage: Eukaryota; Metazoa; Chordata; Actinopteri; Syngnathiformes; Syngnathidae.
AAGACUGUUGCGGAACAACUGUUGCACACACUCAUCACAAGAACAUUUCCCAACUCCUGGACGUUUUGGCGACAUGUUGUUCAGUCCAGCCGGCGUGUCGGAGUGUUUUCGAGAAUGGGGUGACAUAGAGAAGGACUACCAACAAAUUCAAGACACCCAUCGCCUGUACAAACUGAAACUUGAGGAGGUCACCAAACUGCAAGUCAGCUGCUCCACCGCCAUCGAGCGUCAGAGGAAGAAGCUGAAAGAUCUUUCUGCAUCACUAGAAGAAUGCCAAGUCAAACAUCCAGAGCUCAAGUUAAGUCGGCAGGAAGCGCAGUCCAUCGCCGACAUCAAGAUGUCAAUCGAAGAGAGAGACAACGCCUUCUCCGAGAUGGAAGCCUUCCUGCCAAAGAAGAACGGGUUGUACCUCACUCUCGUUUUAGGGAACGUCAACGUCACGCUCCUCAAUAAGCAGUCCAAGUUCGCCUACAAAGACGAAUACGAGAAAUUUAAGCUGGUCCUCACCGUCAUCCUCUUCCUCUUCUCCUUCACCUGUCGCUUUUUGUUCAGCUACAGAGCCUUAGACGCCUUGUUCAACUUCCUGCUGGUGUGGUAUUACUGCACGCUCACCAUCCGCGAGAGCAUCCUCAUCAACAACGGCUCAAGGAUCCGAGGCUGGUGGGUGUUCCAUCACUACGUGUUCACCUUCCUGUCUGGAGUCAUGCUCACGUGGCCCGAGGGGACUUUGUACCAGAUGUUCCGGAACCAGUUCCUCUCGUACUGCUUGUACCAAAGCUUUGUGCAGUUUCUACAGUACUACUAUCAGAGUGGCUGCUUGUACAGAUUACGAGCUCUGGGAGAACGACACAACAUGGACCUCACCGUCGAGGGCUUCCAGUCGUGGAUGUGGCGAGGACUCACCUUCUUGCUGCCUUUCUUGUUCUUUGGUCACUUCUGGCAGCUCUACAACAGCGUCACACUUUUCAAGAUGUUCCAGCUCCCCGAGUGCAAAGAGUGGCAGGUUGUCAUGUGCGGCUGCUCCUACAUGGUGCUCUACCUGGGGAACUUCUUCACUACACUGGGCGUGGUCUACCAGAAGUACAGGCAGAACCGGGACAACAAGCCCAAGUCCUUGUAGGACCCUGUCGGGAUGCAUACCGAGUACCGGUAUUUUUUUUUUUUUGCUACAGGUUCCAGGUGGACAAUGACACGGCUAUCUGUAUUUUUUACCCGGCUGACCGCCAUAAUUAUGACACGCUGUCACAUUCACUUCAGGUGCCGCUGCUGCAGCUUGGAAUAAUCACAAAUAAGGAAGCAACACCACAAAAAAGUUUGUAACAACAAUAUUUCCUCCUCAAAAGUCACUCACAGUCAUGCACGCUAAUAAUACACUCAAAAAAGUGAAACAUUUAAGUAAUAUAAUAAUCCAAAAAGUUGCUUUGAAGCAGUGCUUCUCAAAUAUUUUCUGUUACGCAACCCCUAGUGAAGUGAAGUGAAUUAUAUUUAUAUAGCGCUUUUCUCUAGUGACUUAAAGCACUUUACAUAGUGAAAGCCAAUAUCUAAGUUACAUUUAAAGCAGUGUGGGUGGCACUGGGAGCAGGUGGGUAAAGUGUCUUGCCCAAGGACACAACUGCAGUGACUAGGAUGGCGGAAGCGGGUAUCGAACCUGCAACCCUCAAGUUGCUGGCACGGCCGCUCUACCAACGGAGCUAUACUGCUAUAGAGUCAACCUCCUGCCAUCAUAAAUAACAUAUCAAGUGUACAGGCAAUGUUCUAAGUAAUGUUUUACCAUCUUACAUAUUUCUAUGGACCAGAGGUGUCCAAACUACGGCCCGCUGGCGUCUUCAAGUUGGCCCGUCAGACAUCAUGAGUAUAAUAAGGAAUCUGGUGCUUUACAAAUAAUAUCAAAUAUCUGACAACUUUAACAUGAGAAAUGUAGGUAAAUGCCCAGGAAUUGUGCUUUGAAAUGAAUGCAGCACAGCAUUCACUUAUAUGACCCCAUCCAAACAACCUUCCCUAGUCAUGGCGCAAAGAACAAUACAAAGACAAAAAAGUCAACAUGCAUGGGCACACAUAAAACAACCUGCUCAAUGAACUUUGAGGAUAUUCUAGAACAAAAGUCCACACACCAUUACCAUACCAUACCAUACCAACUUUAUUUAUAAAGCCCUUUAAAGACAAGCACAGUUGAAAAACAACGGGCUGUACACCACAAAAAAAUGGAGGCAAAGGACAGACUAAAAAAUAACAUUUAAAACAGAAAUAAAAAUACACAUUUAAAAAGCAAAUAUAAAUUACCCUAAGAACAGUUUGUUAGAUAAAAACAGUUUAAAAGUUAAAAACAGUUAAAAAAGUUAAAAGCUAAAAACAGUUCAAAGUCUCAUGCUGGGUUAAAAGCCAGUGAAUAAAAAUGGGUUUUAAGAAGGGUCUUAAAAAUAACCAAAGAAGGGGCCUGUCUCACACAAACAAUUCUAAAUUACACCCAUUACAAUGCAUGAUGGGAAAAAUGCAAAAGUAGAAAACGUAGGAGAGAACUUUCACAUCCUCUUAUAAUAUAAAUCAGUGGUUCUUAACCUUGUUGGAGGUACCGAACCCCACCAGUUUCAUAUGCGCAUUCAAAAUGAACCGUGCAUGAACAUCACCUUGUUCAAAGAACAAAACCAACACAGAUCAUGAACUCACAACAAAUUACACACCUGCAAAUCAGUGUGACUUCUGCGGUUGCCAUAUACAUAAUACGCCGAUAGGGAGAAGUUUUUAUUUACACGAUGAGUCGGAUGUGUCUUGACCUCCGCGGUGGAGGCUCCGCAGAACCCUUGAGGCCAAAUCACCGAACCCCUGGGGUUCGAUCGAACCCAGGUUAAGAACCACUGAUAUAAAUACUAUAAUUCGUAUAUAAAAUUGUUAUAAUUGUACCUCUGCACAACACUGUGAGCUUAUUAACAAUAAAAUAAACAACACACCGGU